UGGAACACGUUACGCUAACUGCGUAUCCGCCGUAAAGUACGUAGUACACUGGCUAGCAGGCCCGCUGUCUUAGCUGCGAGCGCCCAAACACAGAGAAGAUGAACGCGCCGCCGGCCUUCGAGUCGUUUUUGUUGUUCGAGGGGGAGAAGAAGAUUACAAUAACCAAGGACACUAAGGUGCCAAAUGCCUGUUUGUUUACGUUGAACAAAGAAGACCACACACUGGGGAACAUCAUCAGAUCACAGCUGCUGAAGGACCCUCAGGUGCUGUUUGCAGGGUACAAGGUGCCCCAUCCACUGGAGCAUAAGGUUGUGAUUCGUGUGCAGACAACACCAGAUUACAGUCCUCAGGAAGCCUUUACAAAUGCCAUUACUGAUCUCAUCAGUGAGCUGUCACUGCUGGAGGAGAGGUUCAAGGUUGCCAUCAAAGACAGACAGGAAGGCAUCGAGUAAAGGCUGUUUCAAAAUGUGUAUGUCCAGUGAUGGCACCGACCUUAAAAUGAGGUUCUGAGAGCUUCACAAGCUUGUUUGGACUGAAUCAGUUAUGAGUGGCAUAGUCCCUCCUGUAUAAGUUUACAUCUGCUGCAUUUCAGCAUCAUUCAUUCUCCUCAUUUUGCCCCACAUUUAGGGUUGAGACUGCUGAAACUGUCUCUGUGACUUGCUGUUAGGUUUGAAUUUCGCUGGGUUAACAGCAUUUUGAUUAGGAAUUCUUUUGUACAGUGAUGUUACACAUUAAUUGCUACAUUUCUUGUAAAUGUAUAAUAGCAACAGUAAAAUGUUCCUUUGUAA
Molecule: messenger RNA, 788 nt
Organism: Pygocentrus nattereri (red-bellied piranha)
Lineage: Eukaryota; Metazoa; Chordata; Actinopteri; Characiformes; Serrasalmidae
Gene: polr2j
Product: RNA polymerase II subunit J
Exons: 4
Coding region: 99-452 (117 amino acids)
Biological process (GO): transcription by RNA polymerase II
Cellular component (GO): RNA polymerase II, core complex
Molecular function (GO): protein dimerization activity; DNA binding
Source: RefSeq, a predicted model, not a curated record